Messenger RNA from Suillus subalutaceus, 1445 nucleotides. RefSeq lists its product as uncharacterized. The transcript has a single exon. The record is from RefSeq and is a predicted model, not a curated record. Lineage: Eukaryota; Fungi; Basidiomycota; Agaricomycetes; Boletales; Suillaceae. The coding region runs from base 357 to 1373 and encodes 338 amino acids.
UGAACCGUCUUACUUUUGAACACAGGUAGAUUUGAUUGGACUGCGAGCUUCUUCGAGUCGUGCGAGAAUCGAAUUGCGUCCACCCCGUUAUCAGUUUCGAAUACGAGUUUUCCAUUUGUCAGUGUCAAAUUCCCAUAUCCGCGCUGUGGAAUGCCAUACCUCACGAAGGCCAAAACUUAUGCGACCUAUUGAAGGAACAAUAACUCCGCUGUGGACCAUUGGGUCAUAGCUAGUGGUCCCACAUAUAAUUUGAUGUACCUUCGGCCGCUGCCUGUUGUGGGACUUGUUUCGCCGUUGUUCACGAGGUCUUAAAAAGAGGGCCCCUUCGAGCCAGCUUUCCAUAUCACCCACCCAUCAUGGAGACUAUUUCCCGAGCUUCAUUUGACAACCUUCCCACCGAGCUUGUCCUCCUCAUCCUGCAAUAUGCAGCCGAACCUACUUUUACCCAACCUGAGCAAUAUGUAGUCAAGAAUCCAUAUUCAACCGCUCGUACACUCUGUCUAGUGUCUCGAGCUGUCAGGCGUGUUGCAUUGCCCGAAAUGCUACAUACAGUAUUACUGGGCUUUCGCAACGUAAGAGCUUUCGCGCAUGCUUUACGCAUGCAGGCAGAAUACGCUCAGACAGAUUCCAGUCUCUGUCUUGCGUACACACGUUACACACGCAACAUUUGGAUCGGACAUCCCACCUCUGUACCUGAGUCAGACCUUGACCUCUUGGCUCCGGUACUCCUCAGCGCACCAUCGCUUGCAAUCGACUUUUUAAGCAUGGACCUUCUGACACGCUGCGUGGAGCAUGCAUGGACCCACAUGGACAAGAACAUCGACCGCCAACAUUCGCCACCUCCGUGGCGCACAAAAACCUUAACGCUAUCGGGGAUGGUGAUUUCCCCAUGGCACAUCACUACGCGGCGUCCCUCAGGAUCAGCCUUCCUGGCUUCCGUCGCUCACCUCGUCGUGCUCCCCCACACACAGAUAGACUCAAAUUUACAUGUCAUUCGUCGGAUUACGGGCGUUAUUGGAUUUCAAGACUACGCUCUCCCUCGGUGGAUGAGGCACGCUCCAUGGACUUCAUUUAGGAGGCUUGAAAGCAUCUCUUUAGCUUUCCCGCGUAUUAAACCCUCGCUCAAUGUAUAUGCAUUCAUCCGAGGAAUGAAUUUGCAGACGGAACUGUUGACGUUCCCCGCUUCCCUUGUGAAGGGCCACCGUGUGCCCCUGGAGAUAAAAGAGUCUGCGGAGACUGGAGACGGGCAUAUUUCUUUGAACGAUGUUUGUCUUGUGGUAUCUGACUCUCAGGUGCACUUUAGUGUAUUUCAUCAAGAGUGGGAGAAAGUUUGGGCAUGCGGAUUGUAUGCUGAAGGGGGAGCAGUGUCAUAAUACGAUUAAUUAUUCGAUAUACGUACGCCUUCGCAAUUGGAUUCCUGUAUCAAGUGUGUAUAAUACUUCUUG